Mycotypha africana is the source of this 2986-nucleotide messenger RNA. RefSeq names its product Metalloenzyme, LuxS/M16 peptidase-like protein. Gene Ontology annotation, molecular function: metal ion binding. The record is from RefSeq and is a predicted model, not a curated record. Bases 34 to 2916 code for a protein of 960 amino acids. Lineage: Eukaryota; Fungi; Mucoromycota; Mucoromycetes; Mucorales; Mycotyphaceae. The transcript is spliced from 13 exons. Gene Ontology annotation, biological process: proteolysis.
ACUUCUUUUCUUUUACGAUCUUUACUUUCAAGAAUGACCAAUUUUGAAGAAGUCUGUACUGUGCCUACAGAAUUUGGUGUGACGUUCACUAAGCUUAAGAGCGAAAAGACAGGUUUAACUGUCAUGUUGGCCGAUAUUGAAGCCCCACUGGUAAAUGGAUAUUUUGCUCUAGCUACUGAAAGCUUUGAUGAUUAUGGAUGUCCUCAUACCCUAGAACAUCUUGUGUUUCUCGGAAGUGAGCAAUAUCCUUACAAGGGUGUGCUUGAUUCACUCGCUAAUCGUGCGAUUGCACAAGGUACAAAUGCUUGGACAGAUGUCGAUCAUACUUGUUACACAAUCACAACGGCCGGAUCAAAAGGGUUUCUGAAUUUAUUGCCUAUCUACAUUGAUCAUAUUUUGUAUCCAACCUUGACUGAUUCUGGUUAUCAUACUGAAGUACACCAUAUCACUGGAGAGGGUGAAGAUGCUGGUGUUGUUUACAGUGAAAUGCAAGGAUGUCAAAAUUUAGGUGAUGAUAGACUUCAUUUACGUAUGAAACGUCUUAUGUUCCCUGAGAACUGUGGCUAUAGAUCAGAAACGGGUGGAUUAAUGGAAAGAUUAAGGGAGCUCUCUGUUGAUAGAAUCCGCAACUAUCACAAGUCAUACUACAGGCCGGACAAUCUUUGCUUAAUCAUCACAGGUAAAGUAGAUAAGGAUGAGCUCCUGCAAACUUUGGAGCCUGUAGAAGAAUCCAUUUUAAAAAAGGGACCACUUGCGGAAAUGCAAAGACCUUGGAUAGAAACUGGUGACUUCCCCAACUUGCAGAAAAAUAUCGAAGAAACUGUGCUUUUCGCUGACGAAGACGAAUCAAUGGGAACCAUUCUCAUUGCUUGGAAUGGUCCAAAGUACGAUGAAUUUCUCACUCAAAAAGAGUUGGAGGUAUUGAAUGUAUAUCUCACUGACUCGCCUGUUUCUGUUCUGCAAAAAACGUUUGUCGAAACAGAAGACGCUUUGUGUACUGAUGUUGAUUUUCAUAUCACUGAUCAUUUGAAAACAACUUUGAUGUUUACUGCAUCCAGCGUACCUUUGGAAGAAAUUGAGAAUUUCCCUAACAAAUUCUUCGAGACAUUGCAACGUAUUGUUGAUGAAGAAGAUAUCGAUAUGACUAGAAUGGCUACCGUAAUUGAAAAGGAAAUACUCAACUUAUUUGACAGUGCAGAAACAGAUGCUCAUGAGUCAGCAGCAUCUGUGGCCAUUGCAGACUUCCUUUACGGAAAUACAGAUGGAUCACAGCUUGGAGAUGCCGUUAGAGAUUUGGAAUUCCUCAAAAAAGUCGCUACCUAUAAGGCCUCUGAUUGGAUUAAUAUCCUCAAAAAAUGGUAUGUUGAUGCUUAUCGUAUCAUUUUGUUCGGUAAACCUUCAGCCGAAUUUGCUGAACAGCAGGCCAUGGAAGAAGAGGAACGCGUUGAAAAGAGACGAAUUGAGUUGGGAGAAGAGAAAUUAGAAGAAUUCGAAAAGCAGUUAGAAGAAGCCAAGGCUAAGAACGAAGUGCCUAUUCCUAAGGAAAUAUUCGAUAACUUCAAAAUUCCAUCCGCAUCCACCAUCCAUUUCAUUAACGUAACCACUGCCAGGAACAAUGAUAAAUCAAUUGCUAACAAAGUGCAAGAUCAUGUCAAUGCAGACACUCAUGCUGACGUACCUUUCUUUAUUCAAUAUGAUCAUGUCAAAUCUCGCUUUGUCAAGCUUUCGGUGUACCUUUCUUCCUCUUCAAUCCCAUCUCAUUUACUACCCUACACAAGACUUUUCCUGAAAGCUAUUUUUUCCCUUCCGAUACAAAUUAAUGGUGAGCUGAUCAGUUACGAAGAUGUAGUGAAGGGUUUAUCUGAAGAUACAAUUGAAUAUGAUGCUUCACUUGGCACCAGCUUUGGUUUUAAGGAAUUGGUGGUAUUCACUAUUAAGGCAGAAUCCAAGAAAUAUGAAAAAGCUAUCGAGUGGCUGCAUAAUAUUAUAUGGAAUACUCAAUUUGCAGCCGAAAGAAUAAAAAUUGUGGCAACACAGAUUCUAAAUGAUAUCCCUCAAGCCAAGCGAGAAGGACAUAAUAUGGCAAAUGCUUGCUUAAGCGCGCUACAAAUUGACCCUAAGAAAUCUGUAAACGGUGUCCGCAAUAUUCUUUUCCAAAAUGCUUUCCUUCAAGAUAUGUUGAAGCGUUUAGAAAAAGACUCUCAGUCUGUCAUCAACGAUUUGAAUGAAUAUCGCUCUAAAUUGUGUAUGCCAAAAAACAUUAGAAUUCAUGUCACUGGUGAUAUACUUGAUUUGCCCAGCCCAAGAAAGGCAUUUGAAGGCUUUGCUAAUAACGUCAAAGACAACAUGAAGCCAUUAAUGCCGGUUGUUACAGCUAAGGAAGUAUUAAAGCCUGCUGGCCUAGAACCAGGACGAAACGGUCUUUUGGUCACUCUGCCUACCAUCGAGAAUUCGUUUUCCCUUCAUACUGUCAAGGGGCCCAGCAAAUUUGAUGACCCAGAUAUUCCUCCUCUUUUAGUUAUGAUCGAACUCUUGGAUACUAUGGAAGGCAUCUUCUGGAAAUUGAUUCGCGGCCGAGGUCUAGCUUACUCUUGCUUUUUGGAUGCGAACAUUGAAUCAGGCUUGAUCAACUUUACUAUCUAUAGGUCACCAGAUGCUUUCAAAGCGUUUGAGCAGGCAAAGAAUGUAAUCGAACAACUGGCCAACCAUCAAAUGGAGAUUGACCCUUCAUCCGUGGACGGAGCCAAGAGUGCUGUGAUUUAUAGUCUGGUAGCCAAAGAGAAUACAAUGGAUCGUGCUGCUCUCCAAUCCUUUGUCAACCAAGUUUUGAAAAAGAUGCCAGCCACUUAUAAUCGUGAUAUGUUGAUCGCUAUACAGGUAAAAAUGAAAUCAUUUUAUUUUUGUAACAAAACAUAAUCUCUAACCUUUUUGAUACACGGACAAAAAAAAAAAACAAUCAAAAUAGAACGUAACUAUAGAUGAUUUG